AUGGCAAGCGUCAAUAAUAAGCCCAUUUUAAAGGCAUCAGAUAUCGCUGAUGAAUUGAGGGACAACGUGUUUGAUAUAACGUUGGAAGCUUUAGCCAAUUUCGAGAUGGAGCGGGACAUUGCAGGAUCCAUUAAGAAGCAAUUGGAUGUGAAAUAUGGAAACACUUGGCAUGUUAUCGUUGGAAAAAAUUUUGGUAGUUAUGUGACUCACGAGAAGGGUCAUUUCAUGUAUUUUUAUGUGGGGACAUUAGCUUUCCUUGUGUUUAAGACGGCUUAA
Messenger RNA from Zygosaccharomyces rouxii, 276 nucleotides. RefSeq names its product dynein light chain (gene DYN2). Gene Ontology annotation, cellular component: cytoplasmic dynein complex. The transcript has 3 exons. Gene Ontology annotation, molecular function: dynein light intermediate chain binding; dynein intermediate chain binding. Gene Ontology annotation, biological process: microtubule-based process; cilium assembly. Lineage: Eukaryota; Fungi; Ascomycota; Saccharomycetes; Saccharomycetales; Saccharomycetaceae. The record is from RefSeq and is a predicted model, not a curated record. The coding region runs from base 1 to 276 and encodes 91 amino acids.